ACCACUCUCCACUCUUGCUCUCCAGCAGCCAACGAGACCUCCUCUCUGCACACAGACAGUUGCCACUGUCAAAGGAGAGACCGGACCACCACCAGCCCAACAACUCCAAGCGCCACCAUGCUGUCGAUGAAGAUGACCCACGCGGCAGGCCUCCUCCUGCUCGUCCUGGCGGCCUACGUCCAAGCCGACGAGACGCAGCUGGUGCCGGCCAGUGGCAAGACGUACCUGGAGACGGCGCUCGAGAGGCUGCACAGCUACGGCGAGGCGGUCAGCGGCGACAAGGCGGACGGCAUCAUGACCGAGGCCCGCGAGUUCGUGGAGCAAUUCAUGGAGGAGUUCCAGGCGAAGGCGCUCCCCGAGGGGGUCACGACGCACAAGCUCGCCGAGGAGAUGGCCGAGGCGGCCAACGCCAAGCUGGUGCCCAUCCUGCAGGCGGCCAAGGCCGGCAUUGAGCGCGCCACGGCCCACCUGCACGAAUCGGCGCCGCUCAUCAUCAAGGUGCGCGGCUUCAUCGAGUCCAAGCGCGGCGUGAUGUGGGCCUACCUGGCGGCGCUGGCUGAGCGGGCGAAGAAGGCCAAGCUGGAUGACACCCUCAAGGGCGUACGAGAUGGCUUGACGGCCCUCACCAUGUCCAGCCUUGGACUGAUGAAGGAGGUGAAGGAGAUCGCGAGCGCGCCGCCACCCGCUCAAUAAGAAGUCCUGCCGAGGAGAGGGGGUCAUGGCAAAGCCGUGCGUUGCUGCCAACUCCCAGGGUGGAGAAGGUUUAGUUGGUAGUGGAGCCCUUCCCCUCUUUCUUAAGUGCUGCUCUCUCUGAAAAAAAAAUAUAUACGUGAGAUCAUUUCCUUGGGGGAAAUUUUUUGUUGUUGCCCUAAAUGUUUCUUCGGGUUGUUGUGUGGGGCAGCUUGAAGUGCAGGCGGGGAUUGCCCUCCAGAGUUGUCAUCGAGGCCACCUGAAAAAAAAUGUUUGAGCGGACUGUCGGGAAAGUUUCGGGUAGAGGCCACUUUUUCGACUGCUUGAAAUGUUCUUUAAAAGUCUGCAUGAAUCUUUUUUUUUUAUUGAGUUGUCCCCAAUUUUCACGUUCAUCUGGUGUGUGGAGGUUUUUUUUUCUUUCGAGUUUGCAUGUUCGAUGAUAAAUUUAACAACAAAAAAACUUCAUGAUCCUUGUCAUGGAUUUCAGCUCGAGUUCAUGCUUGGAUUUAGAGAUUUUUUUUCAUCUUUGUUUUGGGGGUAUCUGCGACUAAAAUGUGUGUCACCCUUUGGUAGUAGUAACGAACGAAUGGACAAUAUCUGGUCUGCGUCCUUUGAUGAAUAUUACGUCCGGCUCUUUUGAACCGGGGGAAAGAGAUGUAACUCAAGUUAACGUUUCCAAAAUUACACUCUCGCGUCUUUGAGACUUGCAAGAGGGUCGGCGUAGUUGACAAGCGCUUUGUGGGAAGUAGAUUUUAGUUUGGUUUUACGAGAAUGAUUUUUAAGAGAUCCCUUGCGCUAAACCCGUAUUUUUCCUUCCCUUUACGUACUUGUGAAACGUGCAACGGGACGCAUUCGUGAUCGGGUGGCGAGAAAGGAGACAGCUUUACGCCUUUUUUUUGGUGGCGAACGUAACACAAAUCUACAAUUAGAUUUGUUUUUUUUAAAUAUGACCGUUUCCCACCAAAAAAAAAUGCUGACCACCUUAACUCUAUAUCUACAUACACAUUCGCGCGACUAAUAACGAGUUAGUGGAAAAUACAAUGCGUGUAAAAAAUAAUAUAACCAGAUAAUAAUACGCAGAUUUUGCUUUGACGGUAUAUGUAGGAAUGCCGUCAUUCCAGCUCAAAAUAUCACCGUCGCGUUAUUCCCGAGGUAACAUCGAGUUUAUUUUGUUUUACUUUCAAGACUUAACCCGUUAUUAAUCGUGCGAAAUGACUUGACGAUGUUUGUUCCCCCAAAAUGAAUUACGGUCUUUAAACACAUUGUUUAAAAAAAAGUUUUAUUUACGCGAGCAUGCAUGCCGCCCAUUUCCGUUGUUGGUCAACAAGUCCAAUCUCGUGUUUUACUUUUGUCUUGCAGACACAAAUAAUUGUGGUGUUUAGAGCCAUGACUUCAUGUUCAAUCCAAUAAAAAUUGUGAUCGGUGAAAGUGA
Molecule: messenger RNA, 2122 nt
Organism: Lethenteron reissneri (Far Eastern brook lamprey)
Lineage: Eukaryota; Metazoa; Chordata; Hyperoartia; Petromyzontiformes; Petromyzontidae
Product: blood plasma apolipoprotein LAL2-like
Source: RefSeq, a predicted model, not a curated record